Oreochromis aureus is the source of this 2108-nucleotide messenger RNA. It is a transcript of the gene ppp1r3da, whose product is annotated as protein phosphatase 1, regulatory subunit 3Da. Gene Ontology annotation, cellular component: protein phosphatase type 1 complex. Gene Ontology annotation, molecular function: protein phosphatase 1 binding; glycogen binding. The transcript has 2 exons. Gene Ontology annotation, biological process: regulation of glycogen biosynthetic process. NCBI's taxonomy places the organism in Eukaryota, Metazoa, Chordata, Actinopteri, Cichliformes, Cichlidae. The record is from RefSeq and is a predicted model, not a curated record. Bases 419 to 1312 code for a protein of 297 amino acids.
UGCUUGCAGUCGAUAAGCAAAUGGAGUGCACAAGAUGGGAUCCGAUGAGGACCGUGUCCCAGAGAAGGAGUUAAAAAGCGUGAACUCGCACCCGCUUCAUUUGAAGUACUCAAUCACCCAUGCGACGUCAUUCUGGUCCGUGUGUAGUUUCCUGUUAACUGCGAGGACGUCAGCUGAUCUGUAUAAACCUCACGCUGAAUGCAUGUAUGGGAUGUUGGAGAGCAAUGAAGGGAGUUAGCAGUUACAAAUCAGGCUACGCAGUUGCAACCAAUAAUAACAGGCACUACACGGUGCACGGAAACACGCAGCACUGAUAAUACUAUUCUACAUGGAGGAUCGAGAUUGGGCUGCUUCCUGCAGCUUAGACGUGACUCUUCACAUCUUUACAUGGUGAACUGAACCCCUGUUCUCACCAGACAUGGAUAAAGGGUGGUUUAUUGGACUUGAAAGGAUUCCUCCAGCACAGUCUGAACAGAGGAGGUCGUGUGUUACUAUUAACCUGACUGAAAUGCUCCGGGCUGACAAGCCUAAUGCGCAGAAGAAGCCAGUUCCAAUCCGCCCCCCGAGCCCCAGAGUUUCGUUCCCAAAACAACAGUUUCACCGCAGUCUCUCCUGUGAACCUACACCUAAACCCAUCAUCCGUCAGCGGUCGCACUCGCUGCCUUCUGCCACUGACAAGAAGAAGCAGUGCAGAAGUGUUGGCGUACGGUUUGUUGACUCUUUGGGACUGGACCUGGAAGACGUCAAGAUAUUUAAAUCGGGAGAGGAUCCACUUGUGCCCCAUCAUGUUACCUUUAGACUGUUGAUGAGUGCAGAGAUGGCAGAUGGAAGACAUAUGGAGAUUUCUUUGCCAUACCUGAAGCCAGCAUUUGCCCAGCAACCUGGAGACCAUCCAGGAUUCCUGCAUCGUCUCCAUGAGCAGAAAGUUUGCCUUGAGAGAGUCCUGUGUUUUGAGCUGGGGGUCAUCGGAAUCACCCAAGUCCUCAAUUUGGACUUUGAGAAAGAUGUGACGGCUCGUUAUUCAUUUACAGGGUGGAAGAGCUGCGCAGAAGCUAAGGCCUCUUGGGUGUCCAGCAUCACUAAGAACUGUGAGGGCAGAAUGGGCCAAAUCAGCUGCGAUACAUUUCGUUUUCAUCUGCCUGUACCUCCAUUCCUGCAACCCGAAGCAGUGUUAGAGUUUGCCAUUCAGUACCAAGUCUGUGGUGCUGUGUACUGGGACAACAACGAUGGAAAGAAUUACAAGUUAAUUUGCAAGAACUACAAGCUCUCUGUGCCCAAAGAAUGCGAGGAUAGCAUGGUGCACUUCACUUAGUAUGCACACAAAAGGGAGAAGAGUUUGAGUAUUAGAACACUUAAUGAUUACAUGUAGCAAUAUCUAUACAAAAAACACUCGGUAAACACAUCAUCUGCCAAGGCCAUUUGGGGUAAUUUUUGCAAUUUUUAACCAAUCUGCAUAAAAAUUAAAUUUUUGAGCAUGCUACAGCUUGCCAUAAAAUCCUUUGGGAUUUGGCUUUUUUGGGGGGAUUUUUUGUGUAUUGUUAAUGGCAAUAAGAUAAAGAAAUGCACUGAUGGAGGCAUAACCACACGCAGGAAACUGUUCAUGCUCUUAGUAGUGCUGGCAUAGUAGUAGUUUGAAUAAAAUACACACACACACACACACACAAGUGCACUUACACCUGGUGCCAGCUUUACUGCCACUUGUAUUUUUGUUUGUAAAAAUUGCACUGAAUUGUUAUAUUUUCCUAAUAAAAGUUGCACUUCAGUGUGGGAACAUCCCGUACAAAAUUGUUUGGUGAAACUGAAAUUAAUGGACUUCACAGUCCAGGCUUUCUACCAGCUGGAUGUUGGUCUUCUGGACCGGUUUGCUGAGUUUUCAGGAUCUGUAUUUGGAAGUCAAAUGUUGUCAAAACAUGCCAUAGAUACAGUGUAAAUGUUUCUCAUGUGCUAAGCCAUAUUUAGCUUAUGAAAUGCAGGAGUCCCGCAUCUCAAAUGGGCUUUAAGAUGCCUUUCUAAAAAAGCUGUUAUGUAUAUUCUUAAUUACAGAAUACUCUAACAAACAUGUUUUGUAAAUAUUUCAGCCAUAGGAGAAUAAAUGACUUCACACUUGA